Molecule: messenger RNA, 1630 nt
Organism: Heterobilharzia americana
Lineage: Eukaryota; Metazoa; Platyhelminthes; Trematoda; Strigeidida; Schistosomatidae
Source: the annotation of a GenBank genome assembly
AUGUUACGAUAUUCAGUAUCUCAUGUACUAGCUAUGGAUGAAAAUGAACAAAAAUAUCAGUCUCGUUUAUCGACAUCAUCAUCACCAGCAGCUACGAUGACAACAACAAUCCCAAUAGGAACUGUUGUCUCAAACACACACGUUAAACAUGAUGAUGGAUCCAGCGAAAUGCCUGUCAGUCAUCAAGAAUAUCUCCAUGAAAAGUUAACAGUUCAUCAUUUUCCAGAUGGUUCAGCACUAAAAGAAUGUAUAAACGAAGAGCAAAUCAAUAAAAACAGUCUAAUUGAUGAACCACCGAAACGUCCAGUUAAAGGUUAUCAAUUGAUUAAAAAGAAAUUUCGUGUUACACGUGAAGUACUCAGUGCGAGUUUUAAAAAAUCAAACACCUCUCAGACGAACAAUAUUACUACUAGUAAUGAUCAUAAUAACAGCAAUAUUCAAAAGAACCAACCUAAAAUGAAUCAUUUUAUAAACACUUGUGACUCUGGUACUUUAUCAUUGAAUUCAAAUGAGUCAAAAAAUAAUAUAUCACCUAAAAGACGUUCAUCAAGUCUCAGUGUAAAACGUGAAGACUAUGAACAACGUUUAUCAUUUCAGUUAAACGGUUCAGUGAAUAAAAAUGAGAAAAAUAACACCAAUAACCAUCGUUAUCCUGCAGGCAGGUAUUUAAAACCUAACAAAAUUACAAAUGAACAGUCAUUAAUGUCCAGAUCACAAAUCUAUCUAAAACCACUUCAUCAGUUAGAUUGUUUAAGUCUACAAUCAAGUCGUAAACAAAGUCAAGCGUCCUUAUGGGAUGCACAACGAGAUUAUCUAUAUGGUUCUAUUGCUCUUGGUGGCAGUAUGUUAGGUGUAUCAGAGUUGAAUAGUGUCAAUGGGAUUAUCACAGGUGGGAUAAAUGAAAAUUAUGCUGAUCUGGUUUCAUCAUUUCAUAAAAUUUUAAUUGCUGUCGGUGAGAAUCCAAAUCGUCAAGGUCUACUAAAAACACCAGAAAGAGCUGCCAAAGCUAUGCUGUAUUUCACUAAAGGCUAUGAAGAACGCGUUAGUGAUAUACUAAAUGGAGCAAUCUUUCAAGAAGAUCAUGAUGAGAUGGUGCUAGUCAAAGAUAUUGAAAUGUUUUCAAUGUGUGAACACCAUAUGAUCCCGUUUAUUGGACGUGUUUCCAUUGGCUACUUACCAAAUAAAAAAGUUCUUGGUUUGAGUAAAUUAGCACGGAUAGUUGAAAUAUUUUCACGUAGACUUCAAGUACAAGAAAGGCUUACCAAAGAAAUCGCCACUGCACUGACUGAGGCUGUGAAUCCAAGAGGUGUAGGCGUAAUUAUUGAGGCUACACAUAUGUGUAUGGUAAUGCGGGGUGUACAAAAGAUUAAUUCCACAACAGUGACAACAGCAAUGAUGGGCGAUUUAAAAGAAAACCUUAAAUUACGCGAAGAGUUUCUUCAACUAGCUGGAAGGAGAUGACUGAUCGCUAAACAAUGCUUUAAGAAUUUAAUACUUGCCAUUUGUUAUUUGAAUUUAUGUCAGAGUCUGUCUGAGUCAGCCUACAUAUUUCAGUUUCAGUAUAUUGUGAUAAGAACGAGACCAACUAACCUUUGAUCUAUGAUAAAUAAAGUGUUUAUUGCUUUUGAAA